Molecule: messenger RNA, 916 nt
Organism: Fusarium oxysporum Fo47
Lineage: Eukaryota; Fungi; Ascomycota; Sordariomycetes; Hypocreales; Nectriaceae
Exons: 1
Coding region: 238-489 (83 amino acids)
Source: RefSeq, a predicted model, not a curated record
ACGUACGUAUGCGGGGAUUCGUCUCUGUUGUUCUUUUCUGUCGGUACUCCUUUUUGACUUUGUUCUUCUUUUUUUCUUCUCUCACAUUUCAUUCUUUCUUCUAUUAUUUUUUCUGUAACUUUGUUGUGUCUUGCUUCCCGUGUCUGUCGCCAACCCAAGCCUUCAUCUUCAGCUUCAUUCGCACAACUGCAUUACUCUCUACAAGUCAGUAAAAACAACUCCUUCAGAUCAGUCACCAUGAUCAUCACUCGCGCCCUCUCCAUCACCAACUUUGUCAUCGCUGGCUCGGCACUCAGCUUCCAGGUGGGUGUCCUGUACCCAUGGCACAAGCAGCUUGACGAUGGCUUCGAGGAGCUCAAGAAGGAGCAUUUGCGCGUCCUGCAAGCCGUCGAAUCGAAAGUACAGCAAACACGAGACACCGCCGUUCUCGAGGAGAGCCGUAACAGCGUUCGCGGCUUGCUCGGCAACCUUGCCGCAUGGAAGGCUUGAGCGUGGCGCAUCGUAGCAACAAGACACAACAAAAUACCCAGCACAAAGCAAUUGAAAACCACAUAUACACGGAAGAAGAGACAACACUAGCGGCGUCUUUUUGAAUUCGACAACGACCAAAUUUCCUACUACUCAUGGCGUUUCUCCCACGUUGUUUUCUCGGCGUUCAAAUCCUCGGCCCGGGUGGGGCCGGCAACGGUCACGAUCCGGGUGGUCACGUGUAUCCCUGAACCCCCUCUUCCGGAUUUCAACGGUUUCACCCGAUCGGGAGUUUCCUUCGGUACCAUUACCUUAGACGGGCGCACGGGAAUAAUCAGUCAGUUACGCCACGGGAAAGACAUUCGCAUUUGAUCUGCUUAGACUAUUUAUAGCUCGCAUUUAGUUUAUGGUGUUUGCUAAAUGAUACUCUUUUUUUUUUUUUUCUAGA